This is a messenger RNA of Periophthalmus magnuspinnatus, 3275 nucleotides long. Its product is annotated as ras-related protein Rab-8A-like. Gene Ontology annotation, cellular component: trans-Golgi network transport vesicle; synaptic vesicle; dendritic spine. The transcript is spliced from 8 exons. The record is from RefSeq and is a predicted model, not a curated record. Gene Ontology annotation, molecular function: GTPase activity; GTP binding. Bases 59 to 679 code for a protein of 206 amino acids. Gene Ontology annotation, biological process: regulation of exocytosis; neurotransmitter receptor transport to postsynaptic membrane; protein localization to plasma membrane. Lineage: Eukaryota; Metazoa; Chordata; Actinopteri; Gobiiformes; Gobiidae.
GAGUUUGUCUUCUUCAGUUACACAUUCGCCGGGCGGGAUUUCCGCAUUAAUAUCCAGUAUGGCGAAAACGUACGAUUAUUUGUUCAAAUUACUCUUAAUUGGCGACUCUGGCGUGGGAAAAACCUGCGUCCUGUUCAGGUUUUCAGAGGACGCAUUCAACUCCACGUUUAUUUCCACGAUAGGCAUCGAUUUUAAGAUUAGGACGAUAGAGCUGGACGGGAAGAAGAUAAAAUUACAAAUAUGGGACACAGCAGGACAGGAGCGCUUCCGAACUAUUACAACUGCAUAUUAUAGAGGAGCAAUGGGCAUUAUGCUUGUCUACGACAUCACCAAUGAGAAGUCCUUUGAAAAUAUCAAGAACUGGAUCAGGAACAUAGAAGAGCAUGCAUCAUCUGACGUUGAGAAGAUGGUUCUUGGGAACAAGUGUGACAUCAAUGACAAGCGGCAGGUUUCCAAAGACAGAGGAGAGAAGCUUGCUCUAGAAUAUGGGAUCAAAUUCAUGGAGACCAGUGCGAAAGCAAACAUUAAUGUGGAAAAUGCCUUUCUGACACUCGCCAGAGACAUCAAAACAAAAAUGGACUCAAAAUUGGAGGGUAAUACUCCCCAGGGCAGCAGUCAUGGAGUGAAGAUCUCGGAGCCGCAGAAAAAGACCAGUUUCUUUCGCUGCACCCUCCUCUGAGGCUCUGUCUCUGACGGGGCUCUGUCUCUGACGGGGCUCUGUCUCUGACGGGGCUCUGUCUCUGACGGGGCUCUGUCUCUGACGGGGCUCUGUCUCUGACGGGGCUCUGUCUCUGACGGGGCUCUGUCUCUGACGGGGCUCUGUCUCUGACGGGGCUCUGUCUCUGACGGGGCUCUGUCUCUGACGGGGCUCUGUCUCUGACGGGGCUCUGUCUCUGACGGGGCUCUGUCUCUGCAGCUGGACUUUGACUGUAACAGACUGUGCUCGCUUCAGCACUUCUUCCUGUCCUCCAUCCACGGUCUGUCCCCUUGUCCAAAACACGGGGCACUUUCUGUUUCUUCCACUUUUUAAGCUUCCAGCAACAGUUCUCUUCCAACAGGAUUCACAGGGGCGAACUGCUGAACUGUGGACUAUAUAUAUGACAUUGUCCUAAGAGUUGACAGCAUUGAAACCAGGCAAUUCUUUGUUUUCAUAUUGCACAGGCACAUUGUUGACUCAUUUAGAGAGAGGGAAAGUGCAAAUAGCAGUUGUGGGAUCUCAAUAUAAAUGUAGUAUCUAUUUUUAUUAGUGCUCUUUCCCUUAGUAUGUGAUAUAGGUCAGGCAGAGACGGAUGGCUCAAAGUUCAGUUAAGCGAAGCGGAUUAUAAUCAUUGAAAAUUAUCUGUAACAGUUUCAGUUAUUUGCAAUAAGACAUAGUUCAAACUUUUCACUCCUUAAAGACAUUGACAGAAAAAUUGAGAUGCUCUGAUUGUGUGUAGCUAAAUGAAGUCUCUGCUCUUCUGACAAACAUUCAAGUCACUGUAGGCCUCUGCUUCAGGCUCCUCGCAGCUGUGCACUUUACCUGUGUUUGUGUAGUCUGUGCCAAGUGUAGUGCAACAAUGAGCGUCUUAGCAAAGGAGCAAAGGGGGAUGAUCGCAUAUACUUGGGAGUGUUUCAGGCAAUUUUAUUGCACAUAUUUAAAAACGUGAUAAUCUUUGCUGUGCUAUUUAUCCACUGUCCUGGUAUUCAUUUACAAAAUACCCCACUCAAAAAAUUGUGGUGAUUAGAUUAGAAUGAAGAGCUCCUGGUCUGCAGCAGUCAGGAUCUUUAGAGUAGUUGAAAGAAGUAAAACCGCUGUAGCUCAGAGUAGCUUAUUUGCGGCUGCAGUCGGUCAUAAUGCAUGACAUAACAUGACGAACAAUGAUGACCAAUAACAAGCUGGUGGUCAUAUUGUUAUGCCUAGUCUGUGUAUACUGCAUCACCCAUGAACAUGGCACCCUUAACAUAUAUAUACUUUUUUUUUUUUUUUUUUACUACUGUCCUGCCAAAGUAUAAUUUGUAUUUUAUUAAUCAAACCCAAGGCUUCAGAACAAUUGUAUUAGUAUUGGCAUAGAUUUUUUUGCGGCUUUAGGUGGCACAAUAGAGGAGCUCUAACAUGUGACCACCCAAACAAACAAGUCAGUAUUCAGCCUGUCUUUUGAACCUAAACUAUUUGCUAUAUAAAUGUCUUAAUAUUUUUCUUUUCUUUAAUUAUUAAGCUCUUAAAUGCACAAACGUCAAUGGGAAAUUUGCUCUUGUCUGUUUUAUUUGGGACCUCAUCACUAUACAACCAUUUGUCUUAACACGUCAGUUCAGUCUUUGGUGAGCUAUGCAUCGUGAAUCAUGGACCUGUGCAUUUUUCUGUCUAUUAUAGUCAUUUAUUUCAACCUGUACAGUUUAAUGUAUGGGAUGUUUGUUGUUAAUUCUGAGGCAAAGGCAGGACUGCAUUGUGACACCUGUGCAGGUUAAAACUCGCAUAAAUCAUAAAGUAGGAAUAUUUAAGCGGUGUUGGUAGAGUUAUUGAUUUGCAGUGGUGUAGCAACAAGCCUUCAGAAAUGUGAGAGCAAGUUAGAACUAUAUUGUGCUAUGAAGAGAAAGGUCGUUUUGGCAUUACAAAGCUGAAUGACUUUGUUAACUCUAUGCCUGUCAAAAGAUGGAGGAAGGAAAUAACUAAUUAAUAAUGCCUGUCCAAAUAAUGAAGAUUUAUAGCUGAAUGGAGUUGAAAACCUGUUUUUGUCAAAUUUUAAAUGAGGGUUUAGCUAUGGGUUUAUAGCCUUCUAAUGGAUUGUCCACAUAGUUCAAAAUUGUCCAUAAUAGUCCUAACUACUGCAUUACAUAAUAAUUGCAGUUGCUUCCUAUUAUUUCUCAGAGAAGAAUUUGAAUUAAAGAUUUAGAACAUAAUGCUUUGGAUGUGUUCUGAAUUUGUGUAGAAAUCUGGAAAAUUGCUGUUAAUCUAGUUGCCAACUUUGUAAUCCCACUGAUCAGGACUAUAAAUCUGUUCAGGUACCUUCAUCAUAGUACAGGCCAGGGGAUAUGUUUUAUCAUUUGCAAUCCUCCUUUUUUUGUUAAACCAUUAUUUUAUUGCAAUUCAUCAACUUGCUCUUGUUCUCAAUCUUAAGUCAUAACUAUAACUGUCUUUCUAUCGGUUGUCAAGUACAAAGGGGGAGCAACAUUGUAAAUACCACACUGACAAUAAGAUCUACCUAAACUGUACUGUACUUUGUAAACCCAUAUCGAAAUGUAUCUACUCUUUGUAGAUAUAUGUACUUUUGAUUUAAUAAAAUAAGAAUAUUUUAAAA